Messenger RNA from Gymnodraco acuticeps, 771 nucleotides. It is a transcript of the gene cox4i1, whose product is annotated as cytochrome c oxidase subunit 4 isoform 1, mitochondrial. The record is from RefSeq and is a predicted model, not a curated record. The transcript has 5 exons. NCBI's taxonomy places the organism in Eukaryota, Metazoa, Chordata, Actinopteri, Perciformes, Bathydraconidae. Gene Ontology annotation, biological process: mitochondrial electron transport, cytochrome c to oxygen. The coding region runs from base 79 to 588 and encodes 169 amino acids.
GGCUUACGUUGUUCCGGGUGUCACAAUCAUACUUCCUUUUAGCCCAUCGGCGGACGUGAUCAACGAAGAGACAGCAGAAUGCUGGCCACCACAGCCCUUCGCCUUCUUGGCAAACGUGCCAUUUCCACAUCCGUAUGUCUGCGUGGAGGACAUGGUGUGGCUAAGAUAGAGGCCUACACUCUCCCUGCCUACUUUGACCGGCGGGAGAACCCCCUCCCAGAUAUCUGCUAUGUGCAGGACCUGAGUGUUGAGCAGGUAUCCCUGAAGGAGAAGGAGCAGGGCUCCUGGGCUGCACUCUCCAACGAGGAGAAGGUUGCAUUGUACCGCAUCAGCUUCAAGCAGAGCUUUGCUGAGAUGGGCGAGGCGACGGCAGAGUGGAAAACUGUGAUUGGUGGGGUGCUCUUCGUAGUCGGCUUUACUGGCCUGAUUGUGCUGUGGCAGAGAAAGUUUGUGUUUGGACCCGUCCCACACACUUUUGAUCCCGAGUGGAAAGCAAAGGAGCUGCAAAGGAUGUUGGACAUGAGAAUGAACCCAGUGGAGGGCUUAUCAGCCAAAUGGGACUCAGAAAACAAGCAGUGGAAAAAGUAAUAGACCAGAGGACCAAAACACAUACUGGAAAAUAAUAGCAUACCAACAUAAAGAUACAAUAAUACAUGCAUUUCUUUAUCUAUCAAUUAUCCAAUUUACCGCUGUCUGUUCGUUGUGGAAGACCUCUUCCUCUUAAGGUCGUUGUGUAUUAUAGAAGAAGGAAUAAAAAUGGUAAACUGCUAA